Molecule: messenger RNA, 2043 nt
Organism: Purpureocillium lilacinum
Lineage: Eukaryota; Fungi; Ascomycota; Sordariomycetes; Hypocreales; Ophiocordycipitaceae
Product: 70-kilodalton heat shock protein
Biological process (GO): protein folding
Cellular component (GO): mitochondrion; cytoplasm
Molecular function (GO): ATP-dependent protein folding chaperone; ATP binding
Source: RefSeq, a predicted model, not a curated record
AUGCUGGCUUCGCGUCUCUCCCGAGCUCUUCCCCGAGCUACCCCCAUCACAGCCCGCUCGGCCGCUUUCGCCAGGGCUCCUCUGGCCAACAGAUUCGCUCGCUAUGAGUCCACGGCCGCCGAGGGUGAGGGCAAGGUGCAGGGCUCCGUGAUCGGUAUCGAUCUGGGCACCACCAACUCUGCCGUCGCCAUCAUGGAGGGCAAGGUUCCUCGCAUCAUCGAGAACUCCGAGGGUGCCCGCACCACUCCCUCCGUCGUUGCCUUCGCCGAGGACGGCGAGCGCCUCGUCGGUGUCGCCGCCAAGCGUCAGGCCGUCGUCAACCCAGAGAACACCCUGUUCGCCACCAAGCGGUUAAUAGGACGCAAGUUCACCGACCCUGAGGUCCAGCGCGACAUCAAGGAGGUCCCCUACAAGAUCGUCCAGCACUCCAACGGCGAUGCCUGGGUCUCUGCUCGUGACCAGAAGUACUCUCCCUCGCAGAUUGGUGGCUUCGUCCUCAACAAGAUGAAGGAGACCGCCGAGGCCUACCUCUCCAAGCCUGUCAAGAACGCCGUCGUCACUGUCCCUGCCUACUUCAACGACGCCCAGCGUCAGAGCACCAAGGAUGCUGGUCAGAUUGCCGGCCUCAACGUCCUCCGUGUCGUCAACGAGCCCACUGCCGCCGCCCUCGCCUACGGUCUCGAGAAGGAGGCUGACCGCGUCGUCGCCGUCUACGAUCUUGGUGGUGGUACCUUCGAUAUCUCCAUCCUCGAGAUCCAGAACGGUGUCUUCGAGGUCAAGUCCACCAACGGUGACACCCACCUGGGUGGUGAGGACUUUGACAUCCACCUCGUCCGCCACAUGGUUGCCGACUUCAAGAAGACCUCUGGCAUCGACCUGUCUGGCGACCGCAUGGCCAUCCAGCGUAUCCGUGAGGCCGCUGAGAAGGCCAAGAUCGAGCUGUCCUCGUCCCUCCAGACCGACAUCAACCUGCCCUUCAUCACCGCCGACUCCUCUGGCCCCAAGCACAUCAACAUGAAGCUCUCCCGCGCCCAGCUCGAGAAGAUGGUUGACCCUCUCAUCACCCGCACCAUCGAGCCCGUCCGCAAGGCCCUUAAGGACGCCAGCCUCCAGCCCAAGGACAUCCAGGAGGUCAUCCUCGUCGGUGGCAUGACCCGCAUGCCUAAGGUUGCUGAGUCCGUCAAGAGCAUCUUCGGCCGCGACCCCGCCAAGUCCGUCAACCCCGAUGAGGCCGUCGCCAUCGGCGCUGCCAUCCAGGGUGCCGUUCUCUCCGGUGAGGUCAAGGACCUGCUGCUCCUCGACGUCACCCCCCUGUCCCUCGGUAUCGAGACUCUGGGCGGUGUCUUCACCCGUCUGAUCAACCGCAACACCACCAUCCCCACCAAGAAGUCUCAGGUCUUCUCUACCGCUGCCGACUUCCAGACGGCUGUCGAGAUCAAGGUCUACCAGGGUGAGCGUGAGCUUGUCCGCGACAACAAGCUUCUGGGCAACUUCCAGCUCGUCGGCAUUCCCCCUGCCCACCGUGGCGUGCCCCAGGUCGAGGUCACCUUUGACAUUGACGCCGACUCUAUCGUCCACGUCCACGCCAAGGACAAGUCCACCAACAAGGACCAGUCCAUCACCAUCGCCUCUGGCUCCGGUCUUUCCGACAACGAGAUCCAGCAGAUGGUUGAGGACUCCGAGAAGUACGCUGAGGCCGACAAGGAGCGCAAGGCUGCCAUCGAGGCUGCCAACCGCGCCGACAGCGUCCUCAACGACACCGACCGUGCCCUGAACGAGUACGCCGACAAGCUCGACAAGGCCGAGGCCGACGGCAUCAAGGAGAAGAUUGCCUCUCUCCGCGAGUUCGUCGCCAAGAGCCAGUCUGGCGAGGGCACCGCCACCGCCGCCGAGAUCAAGGAGAAGACCGAUGAGCUCCAGAUGGCCAGCCUGAACCUCUUCGACAAGAUGCACAAGGCCCGCAACGAGUCUGGCGAGGGCCAGCAGGCCUCGGGCGAGCAGCAGGCUCCCGAGGGCGAGAAGAAGGACGAGAACAAGCCUUAA